Messenger RNA from Egretta garzetta (little egret), 6631 nucleotides. It is a transcript of the gene SERPINF2, whose product is annotated as serpin family F member 2. The transcript is spliced from 9 exons. Bases 620 to 2206 code for a protein of 528 amino acids. Gene Ontology annotation, biological process: negative regulation of endopeptidase activity; negative regulation of fibrinolysis. NCBI's taxonomy places the organism in Eukaryota, Metazoa, Chordata, Aves, Pelecaniformes, Ardeidae. Gene Ontology annotation, molecular function: serine-type endopeptidase inhibitor activity. The record is from RefSeq and is a predicted model, not a curated record.
UGCCCCGGGGGAGGUACCGGCUGCUCCUGGCUCAGCCCAGCCUGAGCAUCGCUGCCUCCUGCUUGGGUACGCGGCCACGGGGCCUUGGGUGCUGGCCGUCUGUUAAAACCGGUGCCUUGCGCUUGCUGCAGCAGAAGCAGCUGGGACACAGGGAGUAAAUAUCUGGGGGUAUCUGCAAAGAAAAUUCCAAACCCAGAAGGAGCCCUGUGGCAAUAAAACCCAAACCCUACGUUUUCAUUAAAGGUUAUUAAUAAAAGAGCAUGCUCCCAGGGCAGGGAGCAUAUAGAAAGCAGAGCUACUACUGGGGACAACUGACUUUGCACGUUACUUCUGCUGCUGGGAGUUUUGGAGCUGGUAAACUCAGUGUUAACGUUGUCUUGAAGGUGCAGCAGCCCUAAGUGUCUCCCCAUCUCCAAAAGCACCACAAGUUCACCCUUAUCCCCCAAACAAAUGUUUAAUCGGAUGCUGUAUGUCAAUAUUUGCCUGCCAAAUUUUCAAAUAGGGGCUGGUGCCGAAGGUCGCUGCUGGUGGGUAGGAGGGGUGGGCUGGGCAAGAGGCUGCGUUUGCCCCACACAGAGCUAUCGGCUGGGCUAAAGCAGGUGCCAGCUCCAACGUGGACAUGAACCACCUCAGAAAUAUGGUGUUCCUCUGGGGCCUGUCGCUCUUCUGCCUAUCUGCUCUGCACAGCCACCUAAGGUUUUCUUCGGUACACGCCAUUGAGCAAAAGCGUCUCUUCUUAGACAAAGAUGGGGAGCUGAAGGACAUUAAAAGUGCUGGAGCUGUACAGUCUGCUGCAUUGGGAGCCACCCCAACCCUGCCGAACGCAGAGCUGGCAGACUUUACCCAUGACAACUUCCAGGAGAUCGAUGGACCCAUGUUACCUUUUGCCACCACAUUGCCAGGGACGAGGAAUGACUGGAAACCAGAAGAUGAAGCCAUAGCUGAGGCUGUGGGCUGUCAUGGUCAGCAACCAUACGGGGAAACUGCCUCUUCUGAAGAGGAAGGAGAGGCUGAAGACGAUAAAAGCUGUGAGAUGACUUCGAAGAAGAGCCAGAAGCUAGCAGACGGCUUGAUGAGAUUCAGCAUCGAACUCCUGAAAGAGGUCCAGCUGGAGUCCAACAGACCCAACGUGAUCCUGUCACCCCUCAGCAUCGCCCUCGCCCUGUCUCACCUGGCACUGGGAGCAGCAAAUCAGACAGAGAAGCAUCUGCUGGAGGUGAUGCAUCUGGAGUCAGUGCCCUGUCUCCACCACAAGCUGGGCACCCUUCGCAGAAGGCUGGCAGAAUCCACCCUCAGCCUUGCGUCCCGUCUGUACCUGCAGAAAGGAUUUGAGGUGAAAGAGCAGUUCCUGGAGGAUUCAGAGAAAUUCUAUGGAGCAAAGCCCAUGACCCUUUCCGGGAUUGGUGAGGAUGACCUUGUAGCCAUAAACAAGUGGGUAAAGGAAGCAACUAAUGGGCAAAUACCCACCUUCCUACAGCAGCUCCCUGAAAACACGGUGAUGCUCUUGCUCAACGCAAUCCAUUUCCACGGGUUUUGGAGGAAUAAGUUUGAUGCUAGCUUCACUGGGCCAGAUGUGUUCCACCUUGACAAUAAGUUCGUGGUCCCAGUUGAGAUGAUGAAAGCCCAGAAGUACUCCCUGAGCUGGUUUGCACUGGAGUCCCAGGACAUUCAGGUGGCCAGGUUUCCCUUUAAAGGUAACACAAGUUUUGUGGUCAUUGUACCAAACCAGUAUACCUGGAAUACCACUCAAGUGCUGGAGAACUUCCCUUAUCAACAGCUGUGCAGGCUUUUCCCCAAAGAGGUACCCACCAUAGUGAAGGUCCCCAAAAUAAAAUUGGACUACCAGCUGGAACUCAACAAGGUUCUCAGUCAAAUGGGCCUCCAAGAGCUGUUCACAAGCCCAGAUCUCCAGAAGAUCGCAGAUGAGCCUCUGUUGGUAUCCAGUGUACAGCAUCAGUCUACCCUGGAACUUAAAGAAGAUGGGGUGGAAGCAUCCGCUGCUACCAGCGUUGCAAUUUCACGCUCGGCCUCUGCCUUCAGCCUUGACCGUCCCUUUGUCUUCAUUGUCUUCGAAGAUGAAACAGGCAUCCCGCUUUUUAUAGGCAGUGUCCAGAACCCUAACCCCAAUGCCGCUCCCCAGAUAGAAGAGCCAUGGAACUCACGUGAAGCAACAACAGAUGUCAAUGAGAAUCCCAUGCCCAAAUAAGAGAGGAGCAGGGCCUAAGCGUUCUGGAACUGCUGCCUGACCCUUUGGACCAGCUAAGAGAGGCCGCCUGUCCUUGGAGACCUCCCUCUGAGGCCACAGGAGGCAACCCCUUGCUGUUUUCCUUUACAGAUCCCUAGAGACCAGUCCUGGGAUAGCCCAUUCCCAGCCUUGGCGAGCUUCUCCAGGCUGGGGUUCCCCUCUGUUGAACCUGAAAAGCUUGCUCUGCCUGGAUUUCCCUUCCAGGGCUCUCAGUCCUGGAAGGGAGACUUCCUCAUCCCCCGGCUCUUAUUAGAGUCUUUAUUAAGCUCUUACUAGAGUCCUCCAUAGCCUGGAAUCAUCAUUAGCAUCUGGCAGCUUGGACAACAGCCAGAGAUAUUAAUAUGUCUCUUCCUUCCGCAGUUCCUGUGAACAUGUCUCCCUCAAAGUGUUCCUCUGAAAUCCGUCUGUACCCACCUAGAAAAUGACCUCUAGAUCAACUGGACUAUUAACCAGUUGUCUUCUCUAGGAUGCGUCACAGCCAGUUCCAGGCACAGGCUCUUUUCAAAUAUUCCCUUUUCCCACUUCUUGGCUAUUGGGAUCUGAUGUGGAAAGGUCUGCAAGCGGGAAACCUCUUUGGAUCCUCCAGCCUUUUUCCUGGAAAACUCUAGGUUCUUGGGUAACACUAGAUUUUUCAAGACAUAUUUUAUAAAGUGUUUUUUAGUAAUUUUUAUGUUGGCAGAAUAAUAAAGAGUAAAGCAGAAUAUAUUUGCUUAAGGCAUUGCAUUGAAAGACCCAACAGAGAAAGGAAAAAGGCACGCAACUUGAAUAAUUGCAAAGAUUGGGAAGAAAAAAUCUGGGUGUGACAGAUGGAAAGAUAGGAGGGGCUCUUGCAAAGGGUCUGCUUUUUGCUACACUUCAUUACAGAGGACAACAGGGGCUGUGAGGUGAAAUGGCUAAUCUGGAAAGUCUGGCCAAGGACUAAAUCCAAGAUGCUUUGGGCAUCUCACCUGCGGAGUGUGCAGGGAAUGCCCACCGGGUCAGAGCUGGCUUUGUGGAACAGGCAGAAUUCCUUGAAUUCAGGCACAAGCUCUGCAGCAUAGGGACAGGAGGGUAUUUUGCCUGUGAGCAGCCAUGCAGUGAUAAGCAGGGAUGUGACAGUCCUUAACCUUUCUCUCUGGCAAAACCUGACCACUACUGGUAUCUACUAGGAGGUUCAAAGGUGCUGAUCUGGCAUCUGCUAUCUGUGAUUUGUUCUUCUGGGAUACUCCUGGCUCCACAGCACAAUGCUGUGCAUGGUUGGGACAGCUUCCAGGGGAAGGAGGGACAGAUUUUGAUGCCUGUAGCUGAAUGUCACUGCUUUUGCCUGGUUGUGGCAAAAGGCAAUGACCUGUUGCAGCUUCAUUUUUGUCUGAGAUGGGCACAGCUCCCCGGGUCCUUGUUCUGAGGUAUCAGUGCACAUCUGAAAUAAGCUACCGCAAAAGAACCUUGGGAACCCUCUGCCCAACCAAGCCAUCCUACCACGUAAAAAUAUUAGUCUAACUCACCGUAGCCUGCCAUGCUGCAGCUAUUUCUGUACAAAACAAUUGCUGUCCAUAGUAGAUUCUGCUUCCAAAAUUCCUCAGCUUCUGGGUAGAAAGGAUGGUACUCUGGGUUUUGCGAAAUAGCAAUUGCAGAGCACAAGGGCCAUCCUUCUGGCAGUGUUUUCCUUACUCGGGAAGUCUGCCUUCCCUCAAAGGAAGGAGCAGAAUGCUUCUGGGAGCCUCCGUCCCUGAAUAGUCUGCACCAUCUGCUGGAAUAAGAGAAGGACUGACUCACUAACCAUGAAUUUUGGGGAUGCAGGAGACUUUGGGGAAUAAAAAGUCCUGGCUCAACCCUGCAAUUACACAUUUCUUGGAGUCUAAAAGGGGAAGAACGGCUAAAGAUAAUGUCUACCCCUCUAACCAAUGCAACGACACAUACCCUUCAAAAAGAGGGUGUAAUUACGGGGCCAUAUAAUUUUAACAAGUAAACCCACAAGAAUUCAGCCCAAGUAUGAGGGCAUACCUCUAGUCCACAGGGAACAUUUUAGCUCAUUUAUUUAUACAGAUUCAUUUCUAACAUUCAGAAAUACCAUCCCAUGCCUUAGGUAAGUCUUGCUUUGGCUCCUGCAACCUCAGCGCUAACCCCCCUCCGCCCCCGUUGCACUGCAGCCUGUGCAAAAUGUGAAGUGCAAGUCUUGCGGUUCAUGCCUCUGCCCUCCAGCUCCCCCUCUUCUAUGAAGUUUUUUCCCCUCAUUCUCAGUUUCCUGAACAGCUUGAUUCUUAUUUCCUAUUUUCCAUCUUUCUGCCAUCCCUCCUCCUCCAAGCUAUUCUUGUCAAACUAUUAAUUUCAUCGUAUUUGACAGCACAGCAGCCCUCCAUGACUGUGCUCAACAAAUUAUCAGUUACACCAACCUUAAGACUCUUUUUUUUUUUCACUCCACCAACUCUCCAGAAGAGGCAGUUUGUAAAACGCGAAGCAAUAUUAAUGUCUCUGCUCAGGAAUUUCCACUUUGCAUUGCUAAGCUUUCAUUUUGACUGAGCUCUAUUCUGAAAAGACGUGACUCUCACGGGGUGUCUGCUCUAUAGCUCAUCUGCAUCACUGCCUGGGAAUAUCAAAUAAGUCUCAAGAUCUUGAAUGUUAGAUGUAUUCUUUCCUUACUAGAGCAAAUUCACAUGACCAUGAUCAGUAGUUCCAUAGCGGGGGUGAACACUGUUCGGACAGCGUAUUGUCUUCUGUCUUGAACCCAAACCUGAACAACAGUAACAUUGAUUUAACAAAACUGCCCUUGCAUCUCGUUAAUGUGUAUAAUGCACCGUUUCAGGGAUACCCUUAAUAAAUAUAUUAAAAAAUAAUAAAGGAUACAGGAAUAAAGCCUGCUUUGGUCUAUAAUAACUCUCUAUACAACUGCCACUCUGAUUUAAAUGGUUUAAAACCAACCCUGUAUUUAAACAGAUGGGCUUUCAUUUGAAGGUACAGAUGAGAUGUAAAAACUCCUCUGGUGGUCCUUCCAUAAAGGGCAUUUUAAUACCACAAAUAAGGUAUCAAAAAGAGAUGAAAAAACACCAGAAGACAUCUCCACAGCCAACACCCCCAUUCUUGGGCUGAUGUUGGAGACGAACAAGUACAAACACCUCGCUGCAGAUGGUUUCUCACAGAGCAAGCCGAGAAGCAAGCUGAAAGCUGUGACUCUUGUUAGAAAAGGUCACCUCUAAUCCAAGGGCAGGCUACUUGAUUUGCUUUUCCAGCUUGCAAAACCAGCAGCUAAUGCUUCUCUCAAACCAUCCUUUCCUCUUGCUGAGGCACUGUAAGACCUCAGUGCCAGCCUGCAUGAGUAACUCCUUGUUACUUGCUGGCGGCGAGGCUGGUGGCCCAAAAAGGAGAUGUCCCAGUGCAAGCCUAGGCUGGGGCCGCUGACAUGAUCGGCUACAAUUUACUUUCAGCAUUUCCAAGUAGACAAACAGCUGCCCUGGAUCAGCUAGCUAUGUGUCCAGUUAGCCCAGUAUCCUGGCUCUCCCGGUAUCCAGUAACAAAUGACUGGGGGGAAAAAAGAGCCAAAAAUGGCUAAGUACAAGGAAAAACAACUGUUCUCUGGUUGUAUCGCCCAGCUGCCGAGUCUGACGUUACAUCUGACGUUACAUCUGACCCUUGUUAGCCGUCAAGGGACCUGUCUUCCACUAAUUGGGUUUGGGUAUGGUUUUUCCCCCCCCAAAUCUAUUUAUCUUCCAUCUUCUGCAAUAUCUAGUUACAAUUAGUUUUACAAUUUAAUACUUAGAAAAAAUACACUCUUGAUUUAAAUGUGUGUUGAUGGCUGCUCCCCUAGAGUCUCCUAUUGCAAAAAAUAAUGCACCCGCCUGUGCCCCCUUCUCCAGAUCAUUUAUCGUUCUGUAAGCUCCUACAACAUUCUGUUAAUUCAUCUUUUUUACCAAGAGUCCUCGGCUUUUUAGUCUCUUCGGCCAAAAACUUUGAGCCAGUUACGGUAAUAACUUGUUAACUAGUAACUAUCCCUGGGUAGGGCCACUUCUGAAUGUCUUCCCCUUAACCGCUUUAGAGCGCGACGGAGUUCUGCUUCCACUUUAUGAGUCUCUCCAUUAAAUCUUGGACACAAAUCCAUAAAUCCAUUAAAGACGGCUGCAUUAACCAUACCUCUGAGGCAGAAUAAAUUCCCUCAUGUGACACACGGGAAAACUGCGGGGAUAGACGACUUGCUCAGAGCAUUUUGCCUCUCCGAGCCGGGCUUUACCCGCUGGACCGCCCUUGUCACCGCUCGUUUUGGAAGGCAGGGUUAAAAAGCUGGCGCCGUUCAGCGGGAGGGUGGCAGCAACGGGAAAUGGGAGCAGAGCACUUUAAGAGAGCCCUGGGAAGCUGUAACCUGAAGCCUGCCGAAGGCUGGGCCGGGGGAGCAGCAAAAAGCAGAUGUGGCUGCAC